AUGGAGAAGAAGCUAGUCGAUGUGAACGAGUGUGAGGAGACCAAUGGAGGCUGUGAGGCUCUGUGCUGUAACACCAUAGGAAGCUUCUACUGCCGCUGUCCUUCUGGACAAUUACUGAGCGAAGAUGGUAAAACAUGUAAAGAUAUCGAUGAAUGCCAGGUCCACAAUGGAGGCUGCCAGCACAGAUGUGUUAACACCAGGGGCUCCUCCUACUGCGAGUGUCACCCGGGCUCUCGUCUGCAUGUGGACGGCCGCACCUGCCUCGCUGUCCAUUCAUGUGCCAUCAGCAACGGGGGGUGUGAACAGUACUGUGUGCAGCAGUCCGCCGCUCACUUCCGCUGCCGAUGCAAACCAAACUACAUCUUGGCCGAGGACGGCAAGCACUGCAAACUGCAGAACCCGUGUGCCGAUCAGAACGGAGGCUGCGCGCACGUCUGUCAAGUCGAUGGUGGCAAAGCUCACUGUGACUGUAAGCCCGGUUACAUCCUGGCUGAAGACAGGAAAACCUGUGAAGAUAUUGACGAGUGUGCGAUUGAAGAAGCAAACUGUGCUCACGGCUGCCACAACACCCUGGGCUCCUUCGCGUGUGUCUGUCACACUGCCUAUGAGCUGGGGUCCGAUGGGAAACAGUGUUACAGAAUUGAGAUGGAGAUCGUGAACAGCUGUGAGAACAACAACGGCGGCUGCUCGCACCACUGCCAGCAUUCGACCAGCGGGCCUGCCUGCUCCUGCAACCAAGGUCACAGACUGGAUGACGACCUUAAAACCUGCCUCGACGUGGACGAGUGUGGAGAGCAGAGCUCCUGCUGCGAGCAGGACUGCACCAACUACCCUGGAGGUUACGAGUGCUACUGCUCCGCGGGAUACCGGCUCAACUCGGACGGAUGUAGCUGUGAUGACGUAGAUGAGUGUCUGGCUGGCAAUGCCGGCUGCGACCACACGUGCCAGAACAGCGCGGGUUCUUUCCAGUGCUUCUGCCGCCGGGGUUUCCGUCUGGACGACGACCGGCAAUCCUGCAUCCCGCUCGAAGAUGCAGUUGAGGCCCUGUCCAGCGGGGGUCCCAUCGAGCUGCCACUCCUCCGCCCCCAGCUCACCUUGCUGCAGGACUACAACCAACCUCUGGAGCGCUACGACGACUACGAGGACGACGAGGGGGAGCUGAGGGCCGAGAGCAACCUGGCAGAGAAGUUUGUGUGUUUGGACGACACCUUCGGGAACGACUGCAGCUUGACGUGUGACGACUGCGCUAGCGGAGGAAAAUGCAACGUGUGGAAAAAUGGCUGCGACUGCCCCGAUGGAUGGACGGACAUCGUCUGCAACCAGACGUGCUCCGAGGGACAUUUUGGUAAAAACUGCUCCUUCCACUGUAAGUGUAAAAACGGUGCCAGCUGUGAUCCGGUCACCGGGAGCUGCCGCUGUCCACCAGGAGUCAGUGGAGACUUGUGUCAGGAUGGUUGUCCAAAGGGCUUCUACGGAAAGCAGUGCAACAAGAAGUGUAACUGUGCGAAUAACGGACGCUGCCAUCGAACCUACGGAGCCUGUCUGUGUGACCCAGGACUGUACGGACGCUUCUGCCACCUCCCUUGUCCUAAGUGGACGUUCGGGGCCGGCUGCUCUGAGGAGUGUCUCUGUGUCCAGCAGAACACUCGGGAGUGUCACCGGCGCCAUGGCACCUGCGUCUGUAAGUCUGGUUACCGGGGCAGCACCUGCAAGGAAGAGUGCGAACCCGGAACGUUUGGAUCCGGCUGCGAGAAGAAGUGCUCCUGUCCUCCUGGAGUGUCGUGUGACCAUGUGACCGGAAUGUGCCAACGAAAGUGUCCUCCUGGUCGCCAGGGGGAGAACUGUGAUCAAGACUGUCCAGAGGGAUGGUUCGGAGCGGGCUGCGUCCAUCCCUGCAACUGCACCAGCGCCCCCUGUGACAAGGUGACGGGUCAGUGCAAGUGUCCGGCAGGGACGACAGGAAAACACUGCGAGAACUUGUGUCAGGAGGGAUCCUGGGGACCAGGCUGCAGAGAGGCCUGCCCGGCUUGUGAGAACGGCGGCUCGUGUGACAAACACAACGGGUCGUGUAACUGUCCGGCUGGAUUCAUGGGACGACUCUGCCACGACGCGUGCCCAAGUGGACGUUUCGGUCAAGGCUGCCAGAUGAGGUGUGUGUGUGAGAACAGCGCUCACUGCGACCCGGUGACUGGACGGUGCACCUGCGCUCCCGGCUGGACUGGACACAACUGCAGGAAAGUUUGUGAUGUGGGACACUGGGGAGCCGACUGCGCCCAAACCUGCGACUGCAGAAACGGAGACGGCAGCUGUGACGCUGUGACGGGCCAGUGCAACUGUGAGGCUGGAUACACCGGGACACAGUGUCAUCACAAGUGUCCAGCAGGUAUGUUUGGUCUGGGUUGUCGUCACCGGUGUCAGUGCGACAACAAGGCGUUGUGCGACCAUGUGAGCGGAGCUUGUACCUGCCUGGUGGGAUGGACGGGGAGCUUCUGCGAAAAACCGUGUCCUCAGGGUUUCUAUGGCCUCGACUGUCAGGAGAAGUGUUUGUGUCUGAACGGUGGCAGCUGCGAUCAUGUCAGCGGAGUUUGUUCCUGUCCUGCCGGCUGGAUCGGUCCCUUCUGCAACCUGACUUGCCCCCCCGGCCUCUAUGGGGAAGCGUGUAACCAAACCUGUCGCUGCGGCAAUGGCGGCGGCUGCCACCCGGCCAGUGGGCAGUGUGUGUGCACGGCGGGCUGGACCGGACCCAGAUGCACAGAGGAAUGCCUAGCAGGGUUCUACGGAGCAGACUGCCGGCAGCGCUGCUUGUGUCAGAACGGAGCCUCGUGUAAUAAGACCAGUGGAAAGUGCACGUGUGCCAGUGGGUGGACUGGUACAGCCUGUGAACUGGAGUGUGUAGCGGGUCGGUUCGGGGCCGACUGCCAGCAGCAGUGUGAAUGUGAGAACGACGGGCAGUGUGACAGGCAGACGGGCCGGUGCAGCUGCCGUGCCGGCUGGACCGGAGAGCUCUGUGAGAGAGCAUGUGAAGCAGGCCUGUUCGGUGCUGGCUGCGAGGAGAGGUGCCGGUGUGUGCACGGGGUCUCAUGUCACCACGUCACCGGAGAGUGUCAGUGUCCACCGGGCUGGAGAGGAAAACUCUGUGACAAAGCGUGUUUGCCAGGUACGUUCGGGACCAGCUGUGUGCAGCAGUGCAGCUGUGCUCAGGGAACAUCCUGCCACCACAUCUCUGGAGAGUGUGGCUGUCCACCAGGAUUCACCGGCAACGGCUGUGAGCUCACUUGUCUUCCAGGAACAUUCGGUCAGAACUGUAACCACGUCUGUCAGUGCUCUCAGACAAACCAGCUCUGCCACCCGGUGUCCGGAUCCUGUUACUGCGCCCCAGGUUUCCAAGGUCCCAAAUGCGAGCAAGCCUGUGGAGAGGGCCGUUAUGGUCCUAACUGCGAGAGGCAGUGCAAGUGUGUGAAUGGAGGGAAGUGCGUUCCUUCCACUGGAGCCUGUGAAUGUCCAGCAGGGUUCAUAGGAGCACGCUGCAACAUCACGUGUUCAACCGGGCGUUAUGGCAUCGACUGUGCUCGGGUGGCCACGUGUGGCGAGGGGGCCAAGAAUGACCCGGUCACUGGUCGGUGUGUGUGCCUCCCUGGACGGAGAGGAGAGGACUGUGGGCAGAGUUGCCCUCCAGGCUGGUUCGGGGCGGACUGUGCCCAACGUUGCAACUGCAGUAAUGGAGGAGUGUGUGAGUCAGUAACUGGUAACUGUACCUGUGGUCUGGGCUGGACCGGCGCACACUGCGACAGAGAAUGUCCCGUGGGCCGAUUUGGUGCCAACUGCCAGUUGAAAUGCAAGUGUCAAAAUAACGGCACGUGUGACAGAGUGACGGGGACGUGUCAGUGUGGUCCAGGCUUCUAUGGACAUCUGUGUGAACAUGCCUGUCCUCCUGGUCUCCACGGCCCUCUGUGCCGGCUGCAGUGCGACUGUGUGAACGCAGCCUCCUGUCACCCUGCGUCCGGCCUCUGUGUCUGUCCUCCAGGAUAUUACGGAGCCCGCUGCCACAGAGUGUGUGAACAGGGAACUUUCGGUCUGGGAUGUGCUAAAGUGUGCGACUGUGAGGACGACUCUCCGUGUGACCCGGUGACGGGACGAUGUCUCUGCUCCUCAGGGAGGACGGGACUCAGAUGUGACAUCGACUGCAGAGCAAAUCACUACGGCCCGGACUGCUCUGAGAUCUGCGAGUGUCAGAACGGAGCCCGAUGCGACCGACGCAACGGCCGCUGCAGCUGCGUGCACAGCUGGAUCGGCCUCUCCUGUCAGGAAGGUGGACCUCCACGUGUCACCUAUGGGAGCAGCAGCAGAGGAGACUCACAACACAACAACUCAUAGCAUCUACCUGAAAGACUCCACCUGAAACUGAGACAGUGAUGUUCUUCUUACUGACGUGACUCGGGGGAGUGGACGGGAGUCGAGGCAGCUGGAGGAUCUUCAUGGAAAUAGACUCUCUGAUGAGAACUGCAGCUCCAUGUUUGGACCUGAGCUGGGCGAUACUUCAUUUUUUUUGUAUUUUGGAACCAAAGUGACCUUUGAACUGAUCGACUCUGCGGCGUGAGCCUGACCUGUCACCGGAGCUUUGUGAGCUUCUUGAGCUCAAAGUGGAAUGACACCAGUAAAUUAAAACAGCUUCAGUCUUCAGGAGGAGAACUACUUCCCAACUGGAAAUACCACAGUUUCAGUCCACAUCCUUUUUUCAGAUUGUUAUUAGGUCAACACGAUCUAAUCAAUUAAUCUUUGUGUCCAGGUGAUGACUGGUCAGAAUUUGAAGAAAGCAGUCAGACCUGGAGAAUCAUGUUCAAGAGGCCAAAACGGGUUUUGUGAGGUCCCCGAGACUUUGACCAUCAAAUCCUUCUCAGUUCAUUAGUGAGUCAAAGUGAACAUUUACACCAAAUUUGAAAAAAGUCCCUGAAGGAGUUCCUCAGAUGUGUAACAAGGCAAAUAUAGUGUUCUAUGAGAUCACAGCGACCUUGACCUUUGAUCACCAAAAUCCCAUCAGUUCUUUUUAAGUCAAACCAAAUGUUUGUACAAAAUUUUAACAAACGAUCUUUAGGCAUUCUUGAGAUAUGUUAACAAGAAUGAAACAGACGACCAGAAAGAACCACACCUCCAGCGACUGGCUGUCCCGGGUGCGGAGGCAUUAAAACGUCAGCAGUUUGUUUUUACUGCACUUUUAUAUACAAGUACCCACUGAAGGUAUUUUAUGGACAAAAGUUUCAACAAAAUAUCACAAUAAUCUCUUAAUUUUGUAAGAAAAUGGAAAAUAUUGUUGGAUGUGAUGCAGCCAUGUUAUAAAACUUGCCAGUUCAAUGAAGUUGUUUUUCAGUUUAUACCAAAUGAAGUUCUAGCCUCAGUCUAAUGGUGCUAAUGUGCUUUACCUACACAUGUUUAAUAGAAUAACACUCAAGCACAAUCUUGGAUUUUUUAUGGAAAUCACUUAAUUUACACAGCUAGCUUUCGAUGUCUAAAUAUUUUCUUUUGAAUUGAUUUUUGUGUAUAAGUUGCUUCAUAUUUAUAUUUAACAGUUGAAUAUACGUUAAACUUAAAAUGCUUUUUUUGUUUCCCACUGGAUGAAUGAGAUUCUGCAGCUCUGCCAAACACAGGGAGCAACCCACGAUCAGGUUUAUUCUUUUUAACGCACAGAUGCCAAAUAAA
Platichthys flesus (European flounder) is the source of this 5694-nucleotide messenger RNA. It is a transcript of the gene megf6b, whose product is annotated as multiple EGF-like-domains 6b. Gene Ontology annotation, molecular function: calcium ion binding; scavenger receptor activity. Lineage: Eukaryota; Metazoa; Chordata; Actinopteri; Pleuronectiformes; Pleuronectidae. The transcript is spliced from 35 exons. The record is from RefSeq and is a predicted model, not a curated record. The coding region runs from base 1 to 4374 and encodes 1457 amino acids.